Molecule: messenger RNA, 336 nt
Organism: Aegilops tauschii subsp. strangulata
Lineage: Eukaryota; Viridiplantae; Streptophyta; Magnoliopsida; Poales; Poaceae
Product: defensin Tk-AMP-D1.1-like
Biological process (GO): defense response
Source: RefSeq, a predicted model, not a curated record
AACCCUUUUAACACCUACCAAAAAUGGCGUCAUCACACAAGUUCUUCCCGGCCGUCCUCCUCCUCCUGCUGCUGGUUGUCGCCAUGGAGGUGGCGCCGGCGCAGGCGGAGGAGCCGAGGGUGUGCGAGACGGAUAGCACUCGGUUCAAGGGGAUAUGCAUGGUUGGCACAAACUGCGCCAACAUUUGCCUCACCGAGGGCUUCACCAGCGGCAAGUGCUCUGGCUUGAAGAGGAAGUGCAUUUGCACCAAACCAUGCUAGCUAGACUGAUAAAACGUGGUAAUGACCGUAAAUACCUAUAGAUCUGUUCUCAAGAUGGUCUGAGUCACAUCGAUCU